Paramacrobiotus metropolitanus is the source of this 866-nucleotide messenger RNA. RefSeq lists its product as uncharacterized. The record is from RefSeq and is a predicted model, not a curated record. Bases 233 to 649 code for a protein of 138 amino acids. Lineage: Eukaryota; Metazoa; Tardigrada; Eutardigrada; Parachela; Macrobiotidae. The transcript is spliced from 4 exons.
CGUCGUACAUACAGUACACAUCAGAUUCUUGUCUUUAAACUAUACUGUACAUAACAGCACUUUAAACUCGUACAGUAUUUUCUGUAGCUAUACGCCGGUGGAAAUACGCGCUGAGUACUGUACCUACUUCCAAGUUAGUACGUUGCACAUACGAUGCUGUACGCGACCCACGUACUCAUCGCGCUGACAGCGGCUGCGCCGGUGAUAUGCCGGGAUCUCGAGCAUUACCCAGAUGACGCUGCUGAUGAGCGCGAUAACUCUACUUUGCCGUGGUUAUCCAUACGGCGAACAAGUACGGCACAGCGAGUACUUCUUUCAACCGACUACGUCACCAGUUGCGCACAGCAUGUUGCACUCAACUCACGUACUGACAGUUUUGGCUGUGGUCGUGGCUGUGACAUGUCAAGAUUUCGAGUAUUAUCAAGGAGACGAUAUAGCGAACGAGCAGUCACUACACCGCGACAAGCGCGUCUACAAUUAUAAUCCCUCGUUCACCGUCUCGCCGGAAGAGUUUGCAACACGACCGAAACGUCCUUCGCUGCCAGAAGAGUGGACGACAGCUAGUUCGACGACACCCCAACCGGUGAUUGCCAACGGACGUUUCAUGAUCACGGCUAACUGCGAAUGCGUCAAGUGCCAGUUGGGCUGAAUUGCAACAAACCUUGUAUUGCUACCGUAGAUUACGGGAGUAUGGAAGGAGUUAAUAAAUGUUUUUACGGUGUUGAUGGAAAUUUUUCGGGUGGCUCAUACUGACACUGACACGAUGUGGAAUUUAGAAUUUUAUUCGUUUUAUGGAGUGAUAUUUUAGGCUGCUGCAGUGAUUUGAUAGGAACAAUAAACUGCUGGUUGUGCACAACCACACCAGA